This is a messenger RNA of Pteronotus mesoamericanus, 5429 nucleotides long. RefSeq names its product zinc finger and BTB domain containing 40 (gene ZBTB40). The transcript is spliced from 19 exons. Gene Ontology annotation, molecular function: DNA-binding transcription factor activity, RNA polymerase II-specific; protein binding. Gene Ontology annotation, biological process: regulation of transcription by RNA polymerase II. The record is from RefSeq and is a predicted model, not a curated record. Bases 317 to 4033 code for a protein of 1238 amino acids. Gene Ontology annotation, cellular component: nucleus. NCBI's taxonomy places the organism in Eukaryota, Metazoa, Chordata, Mammalia, Chiroptera, Mormoopidae.
AGAUAGUGUUGUAAUCCUCUGUGACUCAGAGAAGGUUCCUUGAACCAACAGCAUUCAUAUCACCUGGAGCUUAUUAGAAAUGCAGAAUUCAAGCCCCUUCUCAGAACUCCUGGAUCAGAAUCUUUUCUUCAGCAAGAUCCCCAGGUGAUUCUUAAGGGAGACAGCCAAGUCGCAGUACCUAAGAGCCACAUUGCCUGAAUUUGGACCCUAACUCUGCACAGACAAGUUGUGUAUCCCUGGGAUCUAAGUGCCGAUCCUCACAAAGUGGGUUCUGGAAGAAGAGAGGAAGAGACGUCCUCAGGGCAGAGCUGGUGCCAUGGAGCUCCCCAACUACAGCCGGCAGCUGCUGCAACAGCUCUACACGCUGUGCAAGGAGCAGCAGUUCUGCGACUGCACCAUUUCCAUUGGCACCAUUUACUUCAGGGCCCACAAACUGGUCCUGGCUGCCGCCAGCCUCCUGUUCAAAACCCUGCUGGACAACACAGACACAAUCUCCAUCGACGCGUCCGUGGUGAGCCCCGAGGAGUUCGCCCUCUUGUUAGAAAUGAUGUACACUGGCAAGCUACCUGUGGGCAAGCACAACUUCUCCAAAAUCAUCUCUUUAGCCGACAGCCUCCAGAUGUUCGACGUGGCUGUUAGUUGUAAGAAUCUCCUGACCAGCCUCGUCAGCUGCUCUGUGCAGGGGCAGGUGGUGAGGGAUGUCUCCGUGCCGUCCUCUGAGCCGUUCAGGGAGGAGCCGGAGAAGCCGGAGGUAGAAAUCCUUCCCUCAGAGGGUGCAGGAGAGCUUCCUUCUGCCCCAGAGGGUUCCGCGCCGGUGAAAGUCGAGACCCAGGAAGCCAUCCACCUGGUUGCACAAGAGAUGAGCGUGGAUCCUGCCCCUGCCCAGGAGGUCCAGGGGGGUGCGGCCGCCCCGGCGGAGACUCCUCAGACAGCAGCGGCCUCUUCCCCCUCACCUGUCACACACGCCCUUGGUGAGGCGAAGGAGGCAGGCGCAGAACCAGAGGAUGAGAGGAAAUACCAGCUGAAUUUUCUUCUAGAAAAUGAAAGCAUCUUCUCAGACGCACUUUUGGAUACCCAGGAUGUUUUAACAAAACUAGAGGAAUGUUCAGAAAUUAAAGGUGUACAGAAGGAGAUCAUAAUGGGAUGUCUUACGGGUGAAGAAGGACAUUCCGCAUUCCGGAGGAUCCUGGGGAAAGUGAGAGAGGAGAGCCUGGGCAUUGCAUCCGUCGUGUCCCUUUUGAGGCUGUACCAAGAUUCUAAGCCUGCAGUCAAGACAGCACUGCGAGGCAGGAGGCCGGGCGCUGUGGAGGUGGCACAGCCAAAAGGGAGCACAGAGGAGGGAAAGACCUUGUCUGCCCUGUUACUAGAACACAAAGAGGACCUGAUCCAGUGUGUAACACAGCUGAGACCUAUUAUGGAGUUCCUGGAGACAGCCCAGGAGGGGUUCCUGACCGGCUCCGAGAGGAGGGUGAUUCUGAAUUGCUGCGAGGGCGGGACACCCAAGGAGACAAUAGAAAAUCUGCUGAACAGAAUGUCUAAAGAGAGGACCCUGACUGCUGAGAGUUUGGUAAAACUCCUUCAGGCUGUGAAGAUGAUGUUCCCGAACUUGGCCCUUCUGCUGGAGAAUUUGCAGAAACUAGCCACUUUGCCGAGCACCACAGUCCGAGCGAGCCCUGAUGAUUAUGGGACUGAGCUGUUGAGACGGUAUCACGAAAACCUCUCUGAGAUUUCCACAGACAACCAGAUGUUACUAAAAAUGAUCCCACACGUGAAGAGUUUAGCCCCUGGAGAAAGAGAGGUCAUGGAGAAGCUUGUGAAGCAUGACUCUGGUUCGGAUGGUUUCACUUCUUUGAUGUCAGCAGUUCUAGAAAAGCAGACUCUCUCUGCAACAGCCGUUUGGCAACUGCUGCUGAUGGUUCAGGAGACAAAGACCUGCCCGUUGAACCUGCUCAUGGAGGAAAUUCGAAGGGAGCCUGGUGCCGAUGCUUUCUUCCAGGCAGUGACCGCCCCAGAAAGUGCUGCCUUAGAAACCAUCCUGAGGCAUCGCAGGUUGAUCCUAGAGGCCAUCCAGCACAGGCUGGCACUAAAGGACUUUACCUCAGAGGAAGAGCGCCUGGUGGAGACGGUGAAGGAGAUGCUGAGCAUUUCCUCUGAGACAGCCAGCCCUGAAGCCUCCCUGAAAGCGGGGCUGAGCAGAGCCAUGGAAAAGGCCGUCUCGGCCACGGAAAUAUGUCGGCUCCUCUGCAGCAUGCACAGGUCCUUCCCAGGCCUGCAGCCUGUCAUGCAGGAGCUAGCGUACACUGGUUUCCUUACUCAGGAAAAUGGAGAGAAGGAAAGGUGGAAGGUGAGUAAUAAAUUUCACCUGGAAGCCAAUGACAAAGCAGAUGAACGGGCAGCUGAGCCAGUUGAAGAAGUCUGCCAGUCUGGGAAACAGAACGAUCAAGGAGAGACUAGUUCCUUGCCAGAACAGCAAGAGAAGGACGCUUCUUCCUCCCCAGACUCUGCCAAGAAGAGCUUCAUCUGCAAGGCCUGUGACAAAAGCUUCCAUUUCUACUGCCGCCUAAAGGUGCACAUGAAGCGCUGCCGGGUGGCCAAGAGCAAACAGGUGCAGUGUAAGGAGUGUAAUGAGACCAAGGAGUCUAAGAAAGAGCUGGAGAAACAUCAGCUGGAGGCCCACGGUGCGGGCGGAGAGCCUGACGUCCCCAAGAAGAAGAAGAAGAGGCUUCCGGUGACGUGUGACCUCUGUGGAAGAGAAUUUGCUCACGCCUCAGGCAUGCAGUACCACAAACUGACCGAGCACUUCGAUGAGAAGCCUUUCUCCUGUGAAGAGUGCGGGGCAAAGUUUGCGGCCAACUCUACCCUGAAGAACCACCUUCGCCUUCACACGGGGGACCGCCCAUUCAUGUGCAAGCACUGCCUCAUGACCUUCACCCAGGCCUCCGCCCUCGCCUACCACACCAAGAAGAAGCACUCCGAAGGAAAAAUGUAUGCAUGUCAGUACUGCGAUGCUGUGUUUGCCCAGUCCAUCGAGCUGUCCCGCCACGUGAGGACCCACACCGGGGACAAGCCAUAUGUCUGCAGGGACUGUGGCAAGGGCUUCCGGCAAGCCAACGGCCUCUCCAUCCACCUGCACACCUUUCACAACAUCGAAGAUCCCUACGACUGUAAGAAGUGCCGGAUGAGCUUCCCCACCCUGCAGGACCACCGCAAGCACAUCCACGAGGUGCACUCCAAGGAGUACCACCCCUGCCCCACGUGUGGAAAGAUCUUCAGCGCCCCUUCCAUGCUAGAGCGGCACAUGGUGACCCACGUGGGAGGGAAGCCCUUCAGCUGCGGGAUCUGCAACAAGGCCUACCAGCAAUUGUCUGGUUUGUGGUACCACAACCGGACCCACCACCCUGAUGUGUUUGCUGCUCAGAACCAUCGAUCUUCUAAGUUCUCAUCACUCCAGUGUAGCUCAUGUGACAAAACCUUUUCCAACACCAUUGAACACAAGAAGCACAUCAAAACAGAGCACGCAGAUAUGAAGUUCCAUGAAUGUGACCAGUGUAAGGAGCUCUUCCCCACGCCAGCCUUGCUUCAAGUUCACAUCAAGUGCCAGCAUUCAGGGUCGCAGCCAUUCAGGUGCUUGUACUGUGCGGCCACGUUCCGCUUCCCCGGAGCCCUGCAGCACCACGUCACCACGGAGCACUUCAAGCAGUCGGAGAGCACCUUCCCCUGCGAGCUCUGUGGGGAGCUCUUCACCUCCCAGGCCCAGCUGGAGGGUCACUUGGAAUCCGAACACCCGAAGGUGCCGGGGCCUGAAACCCAAGCAGCAACCUCGCAGGUGGUACAGGUGAUCCAAACCCCAGAGCCGCCGGUGGCCUCAACAGAGCAGGUGAUCACUUUGGAGGAGACCCAGCUUGCUGGCUCACAGGUGUUUGUGGCACUGCCAGAUUCGCAGACAUCUCAGACCAGCUCUGAGCUCGUGGCGGUGACCGUGGAGGAUCUGCUGGAUGGAACCGUGACCCUGAUCUGUGGGGAGGCCAAGUGAGCGGCUGCGUAUCCAGCGAUGGGGUCCUGCCUUUGCAGCAGAGAGAAAGCUCCACAGCUUGCCCUUUGCCCCUCGUCCCCGGCUGUCCUGAGUGCUGAGCAUCUUAGCCUAGCACCGACCAAAAUGGUCUCACUUGGAAAACAGACGGAGACGAGUCCUGGUUCCCAUCGAACCGCCAGUGACUGAGUCCUCGACGCCAACACCACCGCCCUCCGUAGCAGGCAGGCCGACGUCCCCCCAGGCCCACCGUGGCCCCUGUGACACCGCCGUCCCUCAGUGGAGGACAGCUUCUGAAGCCGAAGAGCUGCGGUAAUCAGAGAGGUGCGCGUGCCGGCGCCCUCUGCGCGGAGCUGAAGAUGCAGGACCACAGCCCACGCAGUGGGGCUGCAGACACUGUCAGUGCCUCUGGCCAUUUAAAAUUGAGAGAAAGACACCCACAGACCAUCCAGGGACCCCCACCCCCGCCCAGCCUUGAGCACACAAUGCCCUUUCCCCACUUCUCUCAUCCUCUCAGCUGCUUGGGUCGCCUGGCCCCCAGCUCCCUCGUGGUGGCGGGAGGACAGGUGGCAGCAUGUUAACGCAGGAGUGCGCCGUUUACACGUGGAGUGCCACCUGAUCAGGACAGUCAGCCCUUCCAGAAACGAGGCCUUUGGAGUGUUUCCGCCAGAUGUGUGCAGUCUGGGCCCUUCAGGAUGCUCUUCGUGGUCUUCUCUACCCGAAGGCUGGUUCCUGCAGCCUCUCCACAUUGUCUUCGUCCCCUUCCCUACCCAACGCCUACAACGUCUACCCUGCCUGGGGGCCUUGCCCCUCCCGCUGGAGCCUGUGCUGUAGCUGGGGAAGCAGUGCCAGGAGGAGUAGCGCCAGUGGCUGCCCCGGCUCUGCCUCCCGCUGCCGUCUCCCAUGCUGUGCAAGGGGCCUGCCGUCUGAGCUCUCCAGGCUGCCACCGCUGCCGCAGGUCAGUGAUCCUUUGGAGUCUGAAUGCCACAAAGCUUUUUUAUCUUCAGUUCCUAUCAUAUAAUCUGAUAAUUAAUGGUUUGUGGAAUCCAUUAUGAAGUGCAAUUAGAUGGAUGUAGGUUCCCGCGUUUGGAGGGAAUGACUAGCAUUUAUCUUCCUUUCCUCCGUGCCAGAAGGUAGGAGUCUGCUGGUGCAGUGUUUACACACAGGUAGGGCUCCCAGCCUCAGCGUGGGGCCUGACCCCUGCGGAGGGUGGUACCCAGUUUGACACAGUCCCUCCCGCUGUAGGCUGGCGGAAGCCUAGCCCAGCCCUUCUUUCUAAGCACAUUUCACAUCACCAGGGGCAAGCAGGGGCAAAAGGUCGCUUUUUGGUCAUGGUAGGGACUUUUAUUGGCACUGCUGGAAAGGUAGAAGGCGGACCCCUCAUACUGCCCAGCACGUC